AUGCACUUUCAUAUUGCAGUUGCCUUUGUUAUUGGUUGGAAGAUGGAAAAAAAUGGUGUUCAUUGUCGUUCUCCAAACAGAGACAGUUCCUUUAUUUCUGGUUGUCAGGAAGAGUCUGGCAGGAUGGAUUCCGAAACAGUUUCUUGGGACCAAAGCGUUGGGUUGGAAGUGGACUUAAGUAGUUUCACCUUAGUGGAGAAUGAAUCUAGCGGCUUUUCACCGAGACAAAGUUGUACCACGGGUAAAUGUGUUGACAGUAGCUCUGCUGGCCAACGUACCUAUGAAAAAACGCUCGUUGACGGUGACAACCAAAACCCUUGCGUUUUGAGGAAUUUUGAUCCAGAUACUUGCUAUUCCUACCGUCGCCUUCCUCCGAACAUAAGGAAGGAGUCCUGUAAUGCUAGCAUCAAAGGCCGCCAGUUUUCCAUUCAAGAGCAAAUUGAAGAACGUGCAGGAAGCAAUGAAGCUCUUUCGAAAUUCCAGGUGGGCAGUGUGAUUUGUAAUUUAAUUUUAAGGCUGGCUUGUAAUUUUUACUCAAGUGUUACUGGGGCAUUAGAAUUUGCGAGCUGGAUGCUUGCUUUUGAGAAAGUAGGACCUCAGUUUCGUUCCAUUGCUUUUAACGAUGGCAGGUUCAGUAGGACGUCGCCAGUAGAAGGAGCGAUGAAUGAUUCAACGUUAGAGGGGACGGAAGUUGAUAGCGAGCAUCGAUAUAAGCGAGACAUCAGUUAUGGCGAGGGUGUUAUCAGCAAACCAAUACUGAGGAACUACCUUGAGAAGACGGCUAUACCAGUGUGUUUUGUUACCGAAGCAAUUUUGUAUACUGAUUUGGUGCUGGAAGAUGGUGAAGUUGUUGUGCUUAAUGUCGGUCCAACCGCUAAAAGAAUGGUCGUUCAGAAGUUUGAAAGAAUAAAAGAUAAAGUGGGUCUUCCGUGUAUGAUCGCUAGCGGCUGUGAGACCGACCAAUAUGAACGGUUGUCAUUACUAAGAAUUGUAAAUAAAGAAACGGAGUCUGUGUCAGCUAACACGAGGGAAUGUUCACUCGAACUUUGUGUUCCAGAUACAAAUUAUAAGAUACAUAUCGGGUUGGGAGGCAUGCCACUUGAGGUACUCUUCCCUAAUGAAUUCUCUUCUAUUUUUGUUGGGGAGGCAGGCCCGAGUGAAUCAGACAAAAGGAUCGAUGAACUGUUUAAUCGCAGUUUUUUUUUGUUGGGUGGAAGCGAUGUUGUCAAAUACAGCCUCAAACCGCAGAACUUGUCGGGGUUCAGCAACCUUUUCAGUUUUGGAUCCAAAGUGGCAGCUAAAGCUGCUGUGACAGUUCUAGUGAAAGACGGAAAGGAAGAAGGAAAUUUCUAUAAGGAGACCAUUUUCAUUUGGCAGGCUGUAGACUACGGGAAGGCACACUUAUUUUGUCGUUUAUCUCGGCUUAUUUGCGAAAUGCUGAGUUAUCAUAAGUUCUGCGUGGGUUUGGCUAUUGCAGAAAAGCCUAACAGAAACAUUGCUGUGGCGAAAAGACCUACGUUUGAAUGUUCCACGAGGUUCGAACUGCAUCUUAAGUGGUGGAGGAGGCCGAGUAAGGGAACUGCAGUGUUCAAGCUUUCGGCUCAGAGCGAGAUUGCGCGUGCUGCAACCGUAUCACUGUUACAAAGUUGUGGGUUUUCUUCACACGAGGUGGUUGGCUUUACUCGCUUUUUUGAUUCUCAAGUUACUGUUAGAAAGAUUUUUUUAGGACUUGAACGACAGGGUGACUUCUCUGAAUUACACGUGGCCGAUCAUAUUGACAAGGAUACAACUUCAGCUAUUAUUAGGAAAAGAGUUACGGAUGUCCUUAUUCGUAACGGGAUUGAAAUUCGUGAUGUCUUUGUAGUACGUGGUAAAGCGUAUCCUCCAGAAUCUGCUAAGUGUCGAGAAAGAUUUGCUAGCCGCAUUACAAAUUAUAUAAAAAAUGCGAUGGAAAGGCAGAGUGUGAGGUACAGUGCGAGUGAGUUCAGCUCGUCAAGUUCCGAGAAUGGUGGUGGUAAGGAGAGUGGGUUGAAUAGUAAAGAGGUCGCUGCUCCACCUUUCACGGUCAGGGUAUUGCCAGUACAGGACGGUCGUGAUUUUCAGAUGAGGGCGGAAAUUGUAUUUGACUCAUAUGAGAAUUUUAUUAAGAUCAGGACGGUGAAGUCAGAAAGCUUCAUUCAGUUUGCCAGAUUUGUUCCCGAGCAGUUGUUUCAUGCAGUGGAGCAGGAUUUGUCUAAACUGGCGGAACGGUUUGGCUUGGUUUUUCACAAACAUGUCAGUUUAGGUCGUGUCUCAGUAGGUUCAAAGAAAGUGGUUUACGUUAAUGGGAAUGAUUUCGAGCAGACCCAUUGGGCAAGGUUGGAAGUAGACCGUUUAAUAGAUGGUGUAUUUAUUGAUUGCUCAUCUAGAGGAAAUAGAAACAGAGCUCUUUUAUCCAAUGUUGGUCAGGAGUUUCUGCAUUUUUUGCAAUUUAAAGCGAAUGGCAAUCUUGUAAUAACCACUCAUUUCUUCAAACGGUCCGUUCAGCUUCAGGGUAACGCUCUUUCUAUCAAGUCGGCGCAGCAGAUGAUACAAGAUUUUUUGGAGAAAACGGGUACUUGGCAUUGGCCAUUUGUAAUCACUGUGGAUGAGCCUUAUUAUAUGAGUGGGACCAUGACUGCUUUUAUGGACCUUGUUGCUACUAAUGCUGUAGGAGUUCUGUAUCGUAGUAAAGUGAGGAUCGAGCCAGAUUUUGGACAACACAAGAUAUAUGUUGACGCUUCUGCGGAGGAUUACCAGAGGGUUUUGCAGAGCUAUUAUGGUAUUGAAAGGGAAGGGUUAGUUAUGAUUACCCUAACUCUUGUUCUAUUUUGCCUGCUGCAGCAUAAUGUUAUGGUGAGGUUUUCACAGAACGCGCUUCGUGAGAUUUCUGAUGAGAUUAGAAAAGAGACUGGCCCCAAAAGAGUGGACCGACUGCCUCCUCAAUGUAUUAUUUGUUUCGAUUUCGUUGAUUCGGCUUGGAUAUGUCUCGAGAACUGCGGCCAUUACGCUUGCAAAGCUUGCUUGUUACACCAAAUAUAUUCUUUGUUGAGUCUACUGGCUUUCCCAAUGAGAUGCGCACUGUGCUGCAGGGCGCUCGCGUUGAAAGACAUAACGGAAGCUUUGCUGGAUGGAGACAAGGUAGACCUAUGGAGUGGCAUCGGACAACUGGACAAUCUCUGGACUAUUUCUAAACCUCUUGAAGUACUCUCAAAUUGUGCACUGUCAUUCUUGCUGAAUCGAAUUUUGAGUACAUAUCGUCACUGUCGAAUCCGAAAUUGCCGUGGAGUGAUUGAGUUGACCGGGGAAGAGCAGUUAGCUUUUUGCGACGUUUGUGGUGCUGCGUACUGCAGGCGUUGUGGUUGUGAAGAGCACCCAAAUGUGACUUGUGAAAUAUACGAACAGAUGAAGAUCAUUGCAAGUUCGUCACAUGGACGUUGGAUGAGGUGGCGGCACAAGGGAAAUCGAGGUGGUCUACAGCUCCUUCCAAAUAAAGGAUGUGAGAGGGAGAAAGGGAGCAGUCAUUUGCAGUGUGAAUAUUACAGAAUGAACUCUUGUCGAGUUUGGUUUACGACGCAGCCGUACGGAAUUUGCGAGGUGAAUGGCGUGCGUUAUUUCGCUUCUGUUGUCGGUGGGUUUCAUGGUGCAGCUACCCAGAAUUCGACGGCAACACUAGCUCAGUGGUUGGGGGCUACUGUGAGGAGUCAAUCCCAAAUUCUGGCUUGCCUGUCGUCUGUGCCCUGCUCAUUAGUUACUGGUUUCCGUGGCGAACGGAUCCCGACCAAUGAAUAUUUUGGUACUGGGUUUGUCGAGUUCAUAUUUUUGCGGGAUAAGCAGUGUAGUGCGUUAACGCUUGCUGAUAUACCCAUUUCUGAUGAUCAUUGUUCUGUGUGGCUCGUGUUCAACGUUGAAGUAACGGAUGACCUUAGACUACAGUGCAGACUUUUUGGAAAGUAUGCUAGUAGUUACCGUAUUGUUGAAGGCGUCAGCUUGGUAGUAUGUAAUACGCAUUAA
Messenger RNA from Enterobius vermicularis (human pinworm), 4032 nucleotides. The record is from the annotation of a GenBank genome assembly. Lineage: Eukaryota; Metazoa; Nematoda; Chromadorea; Rhabditida; Oxyuridae.